Messenger RNA from Bactrocera dorsalis (oriental fruit fly), 2834 nucleotides. Its product is annotated as autophagy-related protein 13 homolog. Gene Ontology annotation, cellular component: Atg1/ULK1 kinase complex; extrinsic component of membrane; phagophore assembly site. The transcript has a single exon. The record is from RefSeq and is a predicted model, not a curated record. Lineage: Eukaryota; Metazoa; Arthropoda; Insecta; Diptera; Tephritidae. Gene Ontology annotation, biological process: protein localization to phagophore assembly site; piecemeal microautophagy of the nucleus; mitophagy. The coding region runs from base 477 to 2042 and encodes 521 amino acids.
UGUUUCAGCGCUCGUAAAUAUGGUGUCGUCGAUUCACAUCGUUUACGUGUUUGAUUGAAAAUAGAUGUUAUGAAAAUUGUCACAUUUAAAAGAAAGGAAUGUCUUUGUAAAACAAAAAAUGUUCUUAAAUUGACCCUGAAAUAAUGUGAAGUGAUUUAAAAUUCAUAUAAAUAAUAUGUAAAAUUUUAAAGAGUUUUAAAAGUACAAAAGAAAUUUUGAGUUUAAUAAAGUGAAAACGCAAUUGCUACGAAUGAACCUCAAAGCAAAUGAAAAAAUUCGAUAGAAAAUAUUUUGAACAAACUAAAUAUCUGAUAGCUAAAUAAUUGUGGUGUGCGGUAAAUAGAAAACGUUAACAAACAACGUACUUUGAACUGUGUAAAUAACAGAGUCCAAAUAAAACUAAAAUUAGGUUCUGUGGAAAUUGGUAAAAACACGCCCUCUAUCGAAAACAUUUGAAGUGUAUAUGAAAGAAAAAGAUGUCUGGCCAACGUGUCAAUUUAAAUGCUGCCGAAAAGGAUGUGGAGAAGUUUAUAAAAUUUUUAGCGCUGAAGUCUACUCAAGUUGUAGUGCAGUCGCGCUUGGGUGAGAAGAUACAGACCCCAUGUAAUCCUUUGGCCACUGGUAGUGAUUGGUUUAAUAUAGUUAUUCAAGACCAUCCUGAUAUAUAUUCCGAGACAAAGCGUGCAUUAUCGUUGGAACCCGGCCAAAGUAUACUAAAGCGAUUGCCUUUGUGUGUAGAAAUUUCCUUACGCACAGUAGAGGGAGAUCAAAUGGUAUUAGAAGUAUGGUCAUUGGACAUUCAAUUACCUGGAUGUCACAAAAAUUGUAAAGAUGAUAUAUGUGAAGUUCUCAUAAAAAACGUUGAAAACGGAAAAGGCGUUGCUAUGAAUGGGACUGGUGCGCCUAUGUCAGAACAGCAAACAUUAAAAGCGGCACAUGCCAUUUAUAAUCGUAUGGGUAUUCUACUAAAGUCACUAAUCUCUUUGACACGAGCCACUCCUGGUUAUAAAUUGUCACGACGUCAAUGUCCAGAAGCAUAUGGAAUUUACUAUCGUAUUUACGUCGAUCGGCCACAGUUACAUACUUUGGGUGAAGGCCAUAAAAAUGUUAAAAUCGGCCAACUAAAUACUAUUGUUGGUACGUUAAGUAUGUCUGUUUCUUAUCGAACUAAAAUGACUAUUACUCCUACCACCUCAGAGGGUCACAAUGGAGAAUCAAAUCAAAUUAUGCUAAAAUCUGACCAUUUUCGACGUGGCGAUUCUUCUCCUACUCAAAAUUUGUCUAUCGCAGGACUGAAAAGAGGCACAGGAGUUAAUGGCGAAAAGAAAAUAAUUGAUAUUGAGAAGCCUCUGCGGCCAGGAGCCUUUACCGAUGUUGGUAAAUUACGGCAGUGGACUGAAAAAGACUAUAUUUUGCCAGAAACUCCUCCAUUCGAAUGGUUAUUGCGACGCCCACGACAGGAAAGCGGAGGUUCUGUUGGUUCGGUAGAGUCCUUAAAUAAAAAGAGCGAUGGUAGCAUUUCUGCACCUACUUCUGUUAAUGGGCCAGAACAGACUGUUCAAAAUAAUAAUGCUGUAAUUGGAAAUAAAUCUAACAAUAGCACCCAGGCAAAUAAUAACAACAACGUUAUUGCUUUUAAGAGCUUAGAGAAUGGGCAAAAUGGCUCACAAGACAAGUCAUCUGCCGCUAAUUCAGCACUCUCGCAGUCGCCUAUGAAAAGUCUGCUUAUACCCGCCCCUACGUCUUCCCGCAAUAACGCAAUGAAAAACCGGCCCGAAGAUGAUAACCUUCUCAAAGAAUUAAAUUUUCCUUUUGCGUUGCCAAAUUCACAUGUCAAUGAUUUGGCGAAGUUUUACCGUGAUUGUUAUCACGCACCGCCACUUCUUGGACUGAACGAAACUCAAACGGAUGUAGCGGUAGAACAAUUAGAGGAAUUUGAAACAUCCUUAGAAGACUACGAUGAACUAGUUUUACAGCUUGGACUAAGCACAUCAACAUCGACGGGUAGCCGGAGUAGUGGGGGUUUGCAAAUGAGUAACUAAUAUCUACGAAUAUUUAUGAUUAAUCCAUGUAUACUAUUGUAAGCGUAUAAGUAGGUAGAUAGGUAAAGUUUACAGUCAAGGAUAUAUUCAACAACAUGAUCAAUUGUCUAGGCUUGAACUUCUUAUAUUUGCUUAAUUUGUUUUUAUGUUAUUCAAUAAAGAGUUUACAGUUAUAUAACGUAUGUAAAUAUAUGAUAAUAUUUAUUAAGCAUAAUAAUUAGGUAACUGUAAAAAUCUACAAAUUUGGAAAUAAUCAUAUGCAUAAAGCUGCAUUAUUAGAAUAUUUUUAAUAUUAAAAUUUUGAUAGUUUUGAUAGUUUAAUAAUUAAAUAAAUAUUAGGUUCCUUAAUAAGAAUGUCGCAUUAAAUAAAGUAUCUAGAAGUAAGAAACGUUAAUAACAAUUAUCGAACAGGUACCAAUAUUUAUGGUAUUAUUUGUAAAGGAAUUUUAAUUUACAUAUAACAAAAUUUGUAAUCUAUGCAGUAAAGUAAUCUGCAGUAUUGUUUAGUGCCUUUUUAACUAGUAUUUGUCUUACGAAUAUUCCAUUACUUUGAAAUUGGAGUCAAAAAUUGUAUUCUUAAUAUAAGUACAUUUUAUAUGUGACAGUUUUAAAAUCCUUCUAAUCGAAGGCGUCAGAGUACAUACAAUCGACUGGUGUCUGCAUAAUUAUUGGGAGUUUCGUUUAAGUAAUGACAAUUCAAAGUUCUUUAGGCAAGCAUACAUAUGUACAUACGCUCAUCUUUGCAUAUAUAUAUAUACAUAAAAAUAUACAAAAACGAAAAAAUGCAUUUAA